This is a messenger RNA of Perca flavescens (yellow perch), 2981 nucleotides long. RefSeq names its product proto-oncogene tyrosine-protein kinase Src. Gene Ontology annotation, biological process: protein phosphorylation. Gene Ontology annotation, molecular function: protein tyrosine kinase activity; protein binding; ATP binding. The transcript has 13 exons. Bases 383 to 2035 code for a protein of 550 amino acids. The record is from RefSeq and is a predicted model, not a curated record. NCBI's taxonomy places the organism in Eukaryota, Metazoa, Chordata, Actinopteri, Perciformes, Percidae.
UCAGUGAUGCACUAUCCCGUGCCCCCCUCCCCAUACGAGGCAUGUCUUCUCCACACCACACCACUCCUGCUUCCUCACAUGAAUGUACCGCGCCGUCGACUCUUCCCAGUUGAGCAAGCUACUUCACCGUAGUUGGUGUUCGUCCAGCCCACCGCAGCUGUGCCCUCUGCUCCCGAAGGCAGUCCCCGUCAUGACCUCCCCUUUCUGCGAUUUUGCCGAUAUUCGCUAAAUGGGAUUCGUGGCUGGUCCGAGGUUUCCACAGCAACUGGCCAUCCGCUUCCAUUAUUUGUCUAAUGAAGACAGCCAUAAGGAUUUAACACGGUUCCUCGCUGCGCGUCUCUGAUUUUUGGGCUGAAUCUCUAGACGCGUUAAAGGUCUGCACAUGGGGGCGGGCAAGAGCAAGCCCAAGGAGCCGGGCCAGCGCUCCAUGAGCCUGGACGGCACCAUCGGCACAGGCUCAGACAGCGGCCACUUCCACCACCUGGGACCUGCCCAGCAGACUCAAACCCCCAACAGGAGCCCUGCCGUUGGGACAGGCAGGCGGGGGCAUCAAGGGCAACACCAGCUCGCCCCCACAAACACUCCUGAGCUGGCUCUCUUCGGAGGGGUGGACCACACAGGCACCAUCACCUCGCCUCAAAGAGGACCUCUCUCAGGAGGUGUCACUACAUUUGUGGCGCUGUAUGACUAUGAGUCACGGACAGCGUCUGAUCUGACCUUUAGAAAAGGCGACAGGCUGCAAAUUGUCAACAACACGAAAAAGUACAGCUUCAGAGAAGGGGACUGGUGGCUCGCUCGCUCCCUGACGACAGGAGAGAGUGGUUAUAUCCCCAGCAACUAUGUGGCUCCGUCCGACUCCAUCCAAGCAGAAGAGUGGUAUUUUGGGAAGAUCACUCGGCGCGAUUCCGAGAGGCACCUUUUGAACUUGCAGAACAGACGAGGAACCUUCUUGGUGAGGGAGAGCGAGACCACUAAAGGAGCUUAUUGCCUGUCAGUGCUGGAUUAUGAUAACAGCAAAGGCCUGAAUGUUAAACAUUACAAGAUCAGGAAGCUGGAUAGCGGCGGUUUCUACAUCACAUCCCGCACCCAGUUCACAAGCCUACAGCAGCUAGUCUUCCACUACCGCAAGCACUCUGAUGGGCUGUGCCACGCUCUAUCAGACGUGUGUCCUGUGUCCAAACCUCAGACCCAGGGACUGGCCAGGGACGCCUGGGAGAUUCCCCGAGAGUCCCUUCGCCUCGACCUUAAACUGGGACAGGGCUGUUUUGGAGAGGUCUGGAUGGGCACAUGGAAUGGUACAACACGUGUAGCCAUUAAGACCCUGAAGCCUGGCACCAUGUCUCCAGAGGCCUUUCUUCAGGAAGCACAGGUCAUGAAGAAGUUGAGGCAUGAGAAGCUGGUCCAGCUGUAUGCUGUUGUGUCUGAGGAGCCUAUCUACAUUGUGACAGAAUAUAUGAGCCAAGGCAGCUUACUGGACUUCCUUAAAGGUGAAGCAGGAAAGAUGCUUCGUCUGCCUCAACUAGUAGACAUGUCCUCUCAGAUUGCAGCAGGCAUGGCCUACGUGGAGAGGAUGAACUACGUCCACAGAGACCUGCGCGCUGCCAACAUCCUGGUGGGAGACAACCUGGUGUGUAAAGUGGCUGACUUCGGCCUGGCAAGACUCAUUGAAGACAACGAGUACACUGCCAGACAGGGAGCUAAAUUCCCAAUCAAAUGGACGGCACCAGAGGCAGCUCUGUACGGUCGUUUCACCAUCAAGUCAGAUGUCUGGUCCUUCGGUGUGCUGCUCACAGAACUGGCAACUAAAGGCAGAGUCCCCUAUCCAGGUAUGGUUAACCGCGAGGUGCUGGACCAGGUGGAGCGCGGCUACAGGAUGCCCUGCCCAGCGGAGUGCCCCAGCUCUUUGCACGAGCUCAUGCUCUCCUGCUGGAGGAAGGACCCAGAAGAGAGGCCUACAUUUGAGUACCUGCAGGGCUUCCUAGAGGACUACUUCACCUCCACAGAACCCCAGUAUCAGCCUGGGGAGAACCUAUAGAACCACAUACACUGAACCGAACCCGGGGGGAGAACCUCAACACAGAACGAUCUGCACUAACCGACCUCAGAGGAGCACCUGUGGGAGGAUCUGAGCCUGUGAAACUCAUCAGGGAGGAACUUGAGAUUCUUCUGUGGAAACAAAACCGAGAUAGAAACCUGCAGACGUCCCAUCAUGUGCCAUAAAUAAACUGCUACAGAAGAACCUGAAGAACCUCUUUUGUGCAAGCGCUCACUGUUUACUGAAGGUUUGCUUGCAGAAGUGGGGUUAAAGGCUGUAAAAGAGAACUCCUGGUGGACAGACUCUGGCUCUGAAUUGAGGUUUUUUGAGAGGUGCGACUGAUGUGGGUGGAACGGAAUCAGGAUCUACAGAGCGAAGGGGGAAACGAAAAAACCUCCCCUAAAAGAGAGAAGGUCAAGGGAGGUUAUUUCAGGCAUGAGCUGUUAAGCAAAACCUCCCUCUUUCCCUCUUCUGUUGUGUCUCUUUACCCUCGCCUGGUACCUUUUCCGUCCACAGAAGAGCACUGCCACUGUGGCUCAGGUGCCAAAGGAAAGUCUGUCUCUCUUAACGUCCUUUAUCUCCCUUCUGCCUCUGUCUUCUCUUUCUCUAUUUCUGUCUGACUUGCGGUAUCUCUCUCCCGUUUUCUCAAGUGCUGCUUCUUCAAAGUGUCUCCAAAUAACUCAGCUCUGGAACUCUACAUUGCAUCUUUAUUUAUGUUUACUUUGACAAUAUGCAUUUUUUGGUUUAAGGCUUUGUUCCAGUGGCAGACAAAAAAGUUCCUGAUUUCUCUUAAUGUUUUUUCUGAUUAUAAAUAGGCAAGGUUGUUAGAACCACUAUCAUGGAAUUGCCAACAGGCAGGUUCUUUAAAGGCCCCGACACACCAACCCGAUUAUCAGUGAGGUCAGUGACUCAAGUCUGUUCGGUGUGUGACUAAAGUCUCUCAAAA